AUGGCAGCUCUCUACACGUUAAUCUCCUCCACUCGACUCUCCGUCUCCCUCCCAAACCAUCAUCACUUGCUACCCACGCGCCGUCGUUUUCAUUUGCCCUUAGCAACUCUUGCCUCAUCAUCUCCAGAGUCAUCAUCGGCAUCAUCGACCCCUAGCUCGAUUCCCGUUGUCAACGGUAACACGUUGUCAACUUCUUAUGCAACUACCGAUAAGGUUGUUGUGGAUGAUAACUCCCCAUUUGCUCGCUUCUUCCGUUCCACCGAAUCCACCGUCGAGAGGAUCAUAUUUGAUUUCCGGUUCCUGGCACUCUUGGCAGUAGGUGGUUCGCUGGCUGGUUCGCUACUCUGCUUCCUCAAUGGGUGCGUCUAUGUCAUGGAAGCAUAUAAAGUCUAUUGGACUAACUGUGUCAAAGGCAUCCACAAGGGCCAAAUGGUUUUACACCUCGUCGAAGCCAUUGAUGUUUAUCUGGCUGGGACAGUUAUGUUAAUAUUUAGCAUGGGUUUGUAUGGACUUUUCAUCAGCAACUCCCCUUCUGAUGUCCCUCCUGAAUCCGAUCGUGCCCUUAAAGCCUCUUCUCUAUUUGGAAUGUUUGCAAUGAAAGAGAGACCGAAAUGGAUGAAGAUCAGCUCACUGGAUGAGCUCAAAACCAAAGUUGGACAUGUUAUUGUCAUGAUCCUUCUUGUGAAGAUGUUCGAAAGAAGCAAGAUGGUUACCAUCGCCACUGGACUUGAUUUGCUAAGCUAUUCCGUUUGUAUCUUCUUGUCCUCUGCUUCUCUCUAUAUCCUCCAUAACCUCCACAAAGGAGACCACUAA
Eruca vesicaria subsp. sativa (arugula) is the source of this 813-nucleotide messenger RNA. The record is from the annotation of a GenBank genome assembly. NCBI's taxonomy places the organism in Eukaryota, Viridiplantae, Streptophyta, Magnoliopsida, Brassicales, Brassicaceae.